Molecule: messenger RNA, 1255 nt
Organism: Asparagus officinalis (garden asparagus)
Lineage: Eukaryota; Viridiplantae; Streptophyta; Magnoliopsida; Asparagales; Asparagaceae
Product: protein O-glucosyltransferase 1-like
Source: RefSeq, a predicted model, not a curated record
AUGGCUUCCUCCAGCUUCCUCCUCUGGCUCCGCCGCUUCCCCCUCGCCGUCCUCCUCCUCCUCUUCUCUGCGGCUGUCCUCAUCGCUGCCUACUCCCUUUAUACGUUAGCGAAUGGCAGCAGCGGGGAUCCGGGGGCCCUGCCGCCCGCGCCGCCGCUGUUUAGGUAUUGCACCACCAAGGAGCAUCUCGAUAUCCCGUUCCCGGAUUGGUCCUUUUGGGGGUGGCCUGAGAUAAACAUAAAAUCUUGGGAAGAAGAGUUCAAAAGUAUCAAGCUUGGUUCUCAAUCCAUGACAUGGAAGCAGAAGGAGGCCACAGCUUAUUGGAAAGGAAAUCCCUAUACUGCUCCGAUACGAGGAACUUUGUUAACUUGUAACGACACGAAGAUGUGGGGCGCCCAAAUUAUGCGCCAGGACUGGGGUGAAGAAGCACGAGCAGGUUUUAAGAAAUCAGAACUCGGGAACCAAUGUGAUCAUCGCUACAAGAUCUACGCUGAAGGUUUUGCUUGGUCAGUGAGCUAUAUUCUUGCUUGUGGGUCUCUUUCCCUGAUUAUAGAUUCACAAAUCAGGAAACUUCUUCGUGGUCUUGUUCCCAAAGAGAACUACUGGCCUAUAAGUGCCGACAACCUAUGUCAAAAUAUUAAAGAUACAGUUGAUUGGGGUAACCAACAUCCAUCCGAGGUAAUAUCUUCAGUCAAAGCUUGCACCAUAAGUAUCUCCUUUAGAUUUUGUUUCGUUAAACAUCGUCGAUCCAAACUGGACAUGGAUCGAGUUUAUGAUUAUAUGUAUCACCUUAUUGUGGAGUACUCCAAAUUGCAGGACUUCAAGCCAGCCCCUCCACCAAAUGCUCAAGAGGUUUGUAUGGAAUCGGUUCUUUGUUUAGCGGAUGAUAAGCAGAAGCAAUUCCUAGAGAGGUCGUACGCCUCUCCUGCAACUUAUGUGCCUUGUGCUCUUUCUCUGCCUUAAAAGAUACAUCUUCGCAAGAUUUUUGGCAGAAUACAGGAGAAAAUAUCCAUCGACGUGAGAGAUCGAGACCAGUGGAGAUAGCUGCACUGCGUUUCUUGAGUAAUUGCAUGAUGACCAAAUUAUGGCUCUUUUUGGAUACUAUGUAGAACUGUAUAAAGAAGAUGCCUCCUGCAAUUAAUAGAUGAUUCUUUGAAACAAAGUCAAAAGCAUAGUGUAGCUACAUAACGUUUUUUUUUCUUUUUUUAAUUUUUUGUCGCACCUAAUCAAAGACCAUAGAACAACACAAAGCUCA